Lactuca saligna is the source of this 1986-nucleotide messenger RNA. The record is from the annotation of a GenBank genome assembly. NCBI's taxonomy places the organism in Eukaryota, Viridiplantae, Streptophyta, Magnoliopsida, Asterales, Asteraceae.
AUGAGGAGGAUGGUUCAGCCAACAGUUGAGACUCGAUCUCAGGAUUUACGUUUAGAUGACCAUGCGGAACAGAUUUUGAAGAUUAAAGCUACUAUGAAUGAGAUUCGCACAAUCCAGGAUCGUGAACGCGAAGAAGAACGUGAAUUUCAAAAGGCGAUGCUGACUUGGAUGAAGCAACAGGAUCCUGAGUUUUUCUCUGAUAUUAGCACUUUUCCAGAUUCGAUCGUGAUGUUACUAGAACCUGUGAUUGAUGAUGCUCCUAAGGAUAUGUCUUCUGGAAUUUCAGAUUUCUCAUGUACUUCUCCGGUCACCCAUGUUCCUAUGAAUGAGGGUUUUGUGUGUUUCUCCGGUGGAAAUUCCACUCUGAAUACAUCAGAAGAGGUGGAGAGUUUUCCAGGAACAGUGAAGAAUAUUGAUUACCAAGAGCAGAUUCAGAACACGAAUCUCCACUUCGAGAUUAAUGGUACUUCUCCUAACUCCCUUCGUCGUCGUCUCCAAUUAAGCGUGACAGGGUCUAUGCAACAUGGUUGGAAUUCGACAUCUCUAUUGGAUUUGGGUGACGACGGUCAUGACUGCCAUGACAUUGAUUUGGAACGGGAUUCCAAAACACCCCUGUCGUUUCUGAUACCACCAUCAUCACCGCCACCACCACCGUUGCCGCCGGGAAUUGACGUAAAGCACAGGGGAACGAUGAUGGAGUCCAAACGGAGCUCUUGGGAGAAAACGACUCCGUUUAACAACCGUUUAGAAUGGGGUUAUCUAGGUUACCCUUCCAAUGGGCUUAAAAAUGACAAUUGGGCUGCAAUUGAUUCAUGGGGCUCACAAUUGUUAAAUCGAAAGAUAGACUGGGUUUUAACGAGCAAACAAAAUAUAAGCCCACUAGUUAAUAAGGCCACUGAUCAAUGCUUUGUUAAUUGGAAUGAAAAUAACCACGUUUAUCCUAAUCAGCUGCCAUCACCUUCCCCAACGCCGGCAAUGGCUUACGUGUUUCAACAGGAUCGGAGAGUUAGAUCAUCGAGUCGCACGGAAUGGAAGGAACGAAAGAAAAAGGACCUAAGUUUUCAUGGUGGUUCUCAAGUCGGCUUGUUUCACAAAUGUCAUAAAUGCAAAGAAGGUUGUGAUCACUAUGCAUGGGAUGCUAAUCAGGCAUCAGUUGAUCAACUGUCAAAAAAGUUAAACAUUCGACUAGGUAGCUGUUCAAUUGAAGCGAAGUCAUUAGUUGCUAAGUAUGGUGACACUGGAUUGGAAUGGCUCACAUCUUUUGGAAAAGUGAUCCACAAUUGGGAUAUGUCUUGGAUGCAAUUUGUUUAUAACGAUGUCACAGUUCAUCUUCAAGGGUUGGGCACGCCUCAAUGUUCUUUAGCUUCAUGCCAUAGUGUGUUUUCAUUAAGAGAUAAGUCUUCCCUAGAUGGUCCUUCAUUAUGUGAUUUGCUAUUUUUUGUCUGGGAAGUGAAUUGUCAUCAUAUACAAAAGUUACACUCAUGGUUUAAGUCGAUUAUUGGAGCUGGAUUAUGGUUUAGUUUUAUUUUCAAUCAGGGCAUUGGGAUGUCUUCCGUUGAGAAUGUGUGUGGUCAGACACCCCCACCAAUGGGGAUGCAAGACGUACCAGGUAGGGUGAGGGUUGAAGAGGUAAUCAAAGAAGGGCACGAAUGGGAUGAUUUCUGGAAAAGGUCCAAUGUGCAUCCUGGCUCAAGUUUUUUACCUCCCGAUUUGAAAACUAAGGCUGCUUAUGAGGUUAUUCCUAUGUUUUUCUUGGUUACUUGUACCAUUGAGAAUCGGCUGGACCAAGUACACAAGUGGUUAAUCCAUUGGAAGGGUCAACCGGAUGGAGAAGCUACUAGAGAGGUCGAGUUGAAUUUGAAUAUUAUGAGUCAAUUUCCAGAAGCAAGUCUUGAGGACAAGACUUGUUUUGAAGGCGUGAGUAAUGAUACAAAUACUAAUAUGGUAAUUAAAAGGGCAAAUGAACCAAAGUUGCUACAUGCAUAA